This is a messenger RNA of Alternaria metachromatica, 504 nucleotides long. RefSeq lists its product as uncharacterized. The record is from RefSeq and is a predicted model, not a curated record. The coding region runs from base 1 to 504 and encodes 167 amino acids. NCBI's taxonomy places the organism in Eukaryota, Fungi, Ascomycota, Dothideomycetes, Pleosporales, Pleosporaceae. The transcript is spliced from 2 exons.
AUGCCUCUCUGGAUAAUCUACCACCCACCCAACACCUUCACCUCCCUCCCCGACAAAACCGCCCUCGCAAACGAAAUCACAAAACUCUACACCAUCGUCGGCCUCCCUAGAUUCUACGUAAACGUCCUCUUCCAGCCCAUUCAACCCGAGUCUUUCUUCAUCGGCGGCGUACCCCGUCCCUCUCCCAUGACUGACGCCAACAAGCCCGGCCGCGAUAGCUCAGUCCCCAUGAUACGAAUCAAGAUGGAACAUCUUGCGAGGCAAUUUACUUCACUCGAGCACAAACACCGCUUUAUGGAUGCCGUGGAUAAGGCGCUGAAACCGUUUAUCGCGGAUAAAGGGUAUGAUUGGGAGUAUAGUUGUGAAGAUGUGGAUAGGGAUCUGUGGAAGGUGAAUGGGAUGGUGCCGCCGAUGCCGGGGACGGAGGCGGAGAAGGAGUGGGCGGAGAAGAAUGUUGCUGUGCCUUUUGAGGCUGCGAAGGGGGGGUUGGCGGGGAAGUUGUGA